This is a messenger RNA of Clunio marinus, 3882 nucleotides long. The record is from the annotation of a GenBank genome assembly. Lineage: Eukaryota; Metazoa; Arthropoda; Insecta; Diptera; Chironomidae.
GAUUCAAGUUCAGUAAACAUCGCACAACUUCCAAGUCAUGAACAGGAAGAAAUUUUUGAUUUUUGGUGGUGCAAUUACUUUGAUAGUGAUUAUUGUUCUUGCCAUAGCAUUACCGUUAACAUUAAUUAAAUCAAAUGAUGAUAAUAUCAGUUUCAAAGGUAGUGACGUACUUGACGAAGUUCCAUUGAUUGACGGACACAAUGAUUUUCCAUUUAAUUUAUAUUUACUCGAACAAAAUCGAUUGAAAGAUGUUGACUUUAAUUCUGACUUACGUUUGAAUCCCAAAUGGCAAGUCAAUAGAAGCUUUACAGAUCUGCCAAGAAUGAGACAAGGUAAACUUGGGGGACAGUUUUGGGUGGCUUAUGUAAGAUGUGAACAUAAUUAUAAAGACGCAGCUGAGAGAACGUUGGAACAAAUUGACGUCAUUAAGAGAUUGAUCAACAAAUAUCCAAACGACAUGAUGUACGUCACUGAAGCUGAUCAAAUUAUGGAAGCUUUUAACCAAAAGAAAGUCGCGAGUAUGAUUGAGAUCGAAGGUGGACAUUCAAUUGAUUCGAGGCUGUCAGUGUUGAGAUUGUACUACGAGUUGGGUGUUCGAUGCAUGACAUUGACUCACAGUUGUGACUUGCCAUGGGCUGACUCAUCACCAAUUGACGACAAUCCAAGUGCGGUUAAGAAGAAUUUGACUGAUUGGGGAUUGAAGGUUGUGGAAGAAAUGAAUCGUCUGGGGAUGAUCAUUGAUUUGUCACAUGUGAGUGAAGGUGUGAUGUUGGCAGCUUUGGAACAUUCGAAGGCUCAAGUGAUAUUCAGUCAUUCAUCAGUUUAUGCGCUACAAAAUCAUCAUCGCAAUGUUAAAAACAAUGUUUUGUUGAAAGUUAAAGAGAAGAACGGCCUUGUAAUGAUCAAUUUCUAUAGCAGCUUCAUCGGUGGAAAUGAUACGAUUGAUGAUGUCAUAAAUCACAUUAAUUAUGUCAGAGAUUUAAUUGGGUCUGAACAUGUCGGAAUCGGUGGAGAUUACGAUGGAGUUACUUCGGUGCCUAAAGGUCUUGAAGAUGUCUCAAAAUAUCCCGAUUUGUUUGAUAAACUUGCUGAAGAAGGUCAUGGCUACGAACCUUGGUCGAAAGACGAGCUGAAGAACCUUGCUGGUCUCAAUCUCAUUCGAGUAUUCAAAGAUGUUGAAAGAAUUCGUGAUGAAAUGAAAAACGAAAACAUUCCAGCUAUCCCAAUUCCCUAUGACGACAUCAUGAACGAAAAUCCUGAUGCUGAGAAAGUUUGGAUUAUUGGAGGAAUUUCCUUUCUAGUGGUUGUUGGUGUUACUCUUGGAAUUGUUUUACCCUUAACUGUAUUCAAGUCAAACAAUGAUACAUUUAAAGGCAGUGACGUGCUUGACGAGGUUCCUUUGAUCGAUGGACACAAUGAUCUUCCUUACAACCUCUAUGCUAUUGAAAGAAAUCGUCUAAAUGACUUCAACUUUGAUUCCGAUUUGAGAUUAAAUCCAAAAUGGGACAGUCCGAGUAGCUUCACAGAUCUACCAAGGAUAAGGCAGGGAAAACUUGGGGGACAGUUUUGGGUUGCCUACGUUGGAUGCAACCGCAAUUAUAAAGACGCAGCUGAGAGAACGUUGGAACAAAUUGAUGUCAUUAAAAGAUUGAUCAACAAAUAUCCAAACGACAUGAUGUACGUCACUGAAGCUGAUCAAAUUAUGGAAGCUUUUAACCAAAAGAAAGUCGCGAGUAUGAUUGAGAUCGAAGGUGGACAUUCAAUUGAUUCGAGGCUGUCAGUGUUGAGAUUGUACUACGAGUUGGGUGUUCGAUGCAUGACAUUGACUCACAGUUGUGACUUGCCUUGGGCUGACUCAUCACCCAUUGACGACAAUCCAAAUGCGGUUAAGAAGAAUUUGACUGAUUGGGGAUUGAAAGUUGUGGAAGAAAUGAAUCGUCUGGGGAUGAUCAUUGAUUUGUCACAUGUGAGUGAAGGUGUGAUGUUGGCAGCUUUGGAACAUUCGCAGGCUCAAGUGAUAUUCAGCCAUUCAUCAGUUUAUGCGCUGCAAAAUCAUCAUCGCAAUGUUAAAGACAAUGUUUUGUUGAAAGUUAAAGAGAAGAACGGCCUUGUAAUGAUCAAUUUUUACAGUGGAUUCAUAGGGGGAAGUGACACGAUAGAUGAUGUCAUAAAUCACAUUAAUUACGUAAGAGAUUUAAUUGGGUCCGAACAUGUCGGAAUUGGUGGAGAUUACGAUGGAGUGGAUAAAGUUCCUAAAGGGCUGGAAGAUGUCUCAAAAUAUCCCGAUCUGUUUGACAAACUCGCUGAAGAAGGUCAUGGCUACAAACCUUGGUCGAAAGAUGAGCUGAAGAACCUUGCUGGUCUUAAUCUCAUUCGAGUAUUCAAAGAUGUUGAAAGAAUCCGAGAUACUUUAAAAGACGAAAAGAUUUUAGAUAAUCCAAUUCCUUAUGACGAUAUCAAGAACCAAAAUCCUGACGUUGGCUUAUUAACGAAGUCCAGGAAAAUGACAAAAAAUAAAAGAAUAUUUGCCGUGACAAUAAUUGUGGUAAUCAUUGAAGUGGUUUCGGGAGUGCGACUUCCCUUAUCAGUCUUUCAAUCCCAAGAAGAUACGUUCAAAGGCAGUGACGUGUUAGAUGAAGUUCCAUUAAUCGACACUCACAAUGACUUGCCUUGGAAUCUUUAUCGAUUUGAAAAAAAUAAUUUGGAUGAGUUUGAUUUUGAUUCUGAUUUGAGAUUAAAUCCAAAAUGGGACAGUCCGAACAGCUUCACAGAUCUACCAAGGAUAAGACAAGGGAAACUUGGGGGGCAGUUUUGGGUGGCCUACGUCAGUUGUAACGACAACUAUAAAGACGCAGCUGAGAGAACGUUGGAACAAAUUGAUGUCAUUAAGAGAUUGAUCAACAAAUAUCCAAACGACAUGAUGUACGUCACUGAAGCUGAUCAAAUUAUGGAAGCUUUUAACCAAAAGAAAGUCGCGAGUAUGAUUGAGAUCGAAGGUGGACAUUCAAUUGAUUCGAGGCUGUCAGUGUUGAGAUUGUACUACGAGUUGGGUGUUCGAUGCAUGACAUUGACUCACAGUUGUGACUUGCCAUGGGCUGACUCAUCACCCAUUGACGACAAUCCAAGUGCGGUUAAGAAGAAUUUGACUGAUUGGGGAUUGAAGGUUGUGGAAGAAAUGAAUCGUCUGGGGAUGAUCAUUGAUUUGUCACAUGUGAGUGAAGGUGUGAUGUUGGCAGCUUUGGAACAUUCGAAGGCUCAAGUGAUAUUCAGCCAUUCAUCAGUUUAUGCUUUGCGAAACCAUCAUCGCAAUGUUAAAAACAAUGUUUUGUUGAAAGUUAAAGAGAAGAAUGGUGUGGUUAUGAUCAAUUUCUACAGUAGCUUCAUUGGUGGAAAUAAUAAGAUAGAUGAUGUUAUCAAUCACAUUAAUUACGUCAGAGAUUUAAUUGGUUCCGAACAUGUUGGAAUUGGUGGAGAUUACGAUGGAGUAAGUGCAAUGCCCGAAGGUCUUGAAGAUGUCUCAAAAUAUCCCGAUCUGUUUGACAAACUUGCUGAAGAAGGUCAUGGCUACAAACCUUGGUCGAAAGACGAGCUGAAGAACCUUGCUGGUCUUAAUCUGAUUCGAGUUUUCAAAGAUGUUGAAAGAGUUCGUGAUAACAUGAAAAGCGAAGAUAUUUUAGACGAUCCAAUUCCAUAUGACGACAUCAUGAACCAAAAUCCUGAUGCUGGUCUGUGUCGAACUGACAUUGAAAAUUACAAGCCACAAGAAUCAAGCAAGUCAUUACUUUCGAUGAGUUACGAAACAGCAGAAACAUUUUAAUUAGUUUAAAGUUUCUAAUAAAGUUUACUUUCGGUCAUCGUCAGUGACUAAAAGAAUAAAAAAUG